Molecule: messenger RNA, 1380 nt
Organism: Salvia splendens (bonfire salvia)
Lineage: Eukaryota; Viridiplantae; Streptophyta; Magnoliopsida; Lamiales; Lamiaceae
Product: ubiquitin carboxyl-terminal hydrolase 5-like
Exons: 8
Coding region: 1-1380 (459 amino acids)
Biological process (GO): protein deubiquitination
Molecular function (GO): cysteine-type deubiquitinase activity
Source: RefSeq, a predicted model, not a curated record
AUGGCGCGGAAGCUGACGCCGGAGGAAGAGAAGCAAGCCGUUAGAGACAUUUCUGUGGCCGCAGAAGCCCAGACCAAAGUCGGCGAUACUUUCUAUUUAAUAACCCAGAGAUGGUGGCAAGACUGGCUUGAGUACGUAAACCAAACCAGCAUCGUUAAUGAUGAAUCUUCUUCCGAGCAUCAGGGGGCAGUCAACUUAAGUGCAUUGAAGAAACCAUCUUGCAUUGACAACUCUGAUUUAAUAGAUGAAGCAGUAUCGGAGGAUUCUGCUAUGGGCAUUGAACUUCAUGAUACCUUAGUGGAAGGAACUGAUUAUAUACUGCUUCCAAAAGAAGUCUGGAACAAAAUGCAUUCUUGGUAUGGUGGUGGUCCUGUGUUGGCCCGUAUAGCGAUCAACACCGGUCUUUCUCAAACAGAAUUGUCAGUAGAUGUUUAUCCACUACGACUCGAGUUACAUUUGAUGCCGAAAGGUGAACGUUCGGCCAUAAGAAUAAGCAAAAAGGAAACAAUUGGAGAACUUCACCGAAAAGCUUGUGAAAUAUUUGAUCUCACACCGAAGCAAGUAUCUAUUUGGGAUUAUUUCAGCCAUCAAAAACAUGCAUUGAUGAAUGACAUGGAGAAGACGCUGGAUGAUGCAAACAUUCAAAUGGAUCAGGAUAUCUUGGUAGAAGUAAUCAAUAUUAAAUUAGAAGGUGGUUUGAGUUCCAACCAAGAGAAUGGAUCAAUGAAUAAUGGAAGCCUGGCUGCUGCUACUUCUCAUUCAAGUAUUGCAACUUCCGGAGGUUUAUCUGCAAGCAAGUAUUCAUCAAGAAAUGGUAAUUCGGGAUCCCACUUUCAAAAUCUAAAUACAGAAAAGGCAUAUGGAACGAGCGGUGUCAGUGCAAGAGGGGCAAUUUGCGGUCUCACUGGAUUGUUGAAUCUUGGGAACACUUGUUUUAUGAACAGUGCUAUACAAUGCCUAGUUCAUACACCGGAAUUUGCUCGGUAUUUUUGCGAAGGUUACCAUCAAGAGAUUAAUCGACAGAAUCCUCUUGGCAUGGUUGGGGAGCUUGCUUUAGCAUUUGGAGAUCUGCUUAGAAAGUUGUGGGCACCAGGACGAGCUCCGGUUGCUCCUAGGGCAUUUAAGGCAAAGCUAGUUCGCUUUGCUCCGCAGUUCAGUGGAUGCAGUCAACAUGAUUCACAGAGGGUGAUGGUGCUCCAGCUCAAGGUAGAAGAAAUGAUGAGCCCACAGCAGAUCCUACCAGAGAAUACCAGAUUGCAAGAGAUAGGGGAAGGAGAAAUGCAAAGCCCCAUGAGAAAUUUGCAGAUAUGGUCUAUUAUGCACUGUGUGCUGCUGAGAGUAUUGAUAUUGCUGAUCCUCUCACCUAUAAAGAGGCCAUGA